GUGAAUUUUCUCUCGCACAUUUUCUUGCCCAUUGGCGAAGUUUUCAAACUGUCUCUCAAUUGAUUUUGCGCACGUAAUUAGAACAAACGGAUUGUCCGUUAAUUGCGGCAGCCUGCAACGGUGCCUCUUGUCUCACUUGCCUCGCUAAUGUGUCAAUCGAUUAGCGACGCCCAAGAAAGGGGCUAAGUGUGCUAAGUGAAAAAGCCAUGAGCUAAUUGCUCCAACAGCUCCAAAUAUGUCCAAGCUGCUGCCAAAGAAGCGCUGGUGGCACAUCCGCCUGCCCGGCAACCAGCCACAAAAUGAUGCCGCGAGAAAGUAUCGCGAGAUCAUCAUGCACAACGAAUGUGCCUCAGUGCUUGCCUCAACGGAUACCAGCAGCAGCAGCAACACUCCCAGCCAGAGUCUUAGCUGCGAUAGCUUAUCGAAGAGCUCACAGCCGGAUGCGGGCAAAUUGUUUCCACGCAAUAUGCCCAGCAUACGACGUAGCCGUAGACGCUCCACGGAGCGCAGCAAGGAUCCAACUGCUGCUGCUUCAGCUGCUGCUCCUGUUCCAACUGCUGCUCCUGUUGCAGUGCCCGCUCAGCAGGUGCAGUGCAGCGGUUCGCAGUCGCGUCAAUCGACGGUUACCAAGCUGACGACGCCGCAGCGCAAACCCAAAUCCAGCUGCUCCAAGCUCCAAAUCAAAUCAGCUGUCAAGGCCAAAACGAAGCCAAAACAAUUGACAUUGGCGCCCAAUCCCAUUGCCUUGGAACUGCCGGCGCCGACGGGCAGUGAGCGGGAGGAGUGCACAAAGCUGAGCUUGGCGAGAGCAUUGCACUCGCAGCAAUCGAGCCUGAUUAGCAGCGAUUUGUCCACCAGCUGCUCGUCGGUUGGGCAGAAGCUCGGCCAGGAGCAGGAACAGUUUCACUCCUCCGGUAUAUCCUGCAAUGGUGAAACGGACGAUGAUGUCGAGGUGGCCAUGCUGACGGGCAGCCUAACCUCAGCCCAGCUGCAACACAUGCAACACAUGCAACAGCAACAGCAGCAGCAACAGCCGCAGCAACAACAACAGUUCAUAACAAAAACAACUUUGGCAUCUAAAUUAUUGCCUUUCAACGAGUUACGCAAUUUGAAUAUUUGCCGAAAUCGAAGCGCUCUUUGGCUGCAGAAUGCAGCAGAAACGGAGCAGCUGUUAGUCGAGGGGAGGAGCUGCGGCAGGAGCAGGAGCCGGGAGUCAAUAAUGCGGAACGUUUGCUACUUAAAUGCAGCCAUGACGGAUGAUAUGCAACUGAGCGACAUUGAAGAACAAUUGGCCAAGCUGGAUGGCCAGCAACAGCAGGAAUGCAAAGCCAUUCAGCCAAACCACAAAUAUAAGCCCACACCUGCACCGCGCACCAACAGCAGCAGCAGCACCACCACAUCAGGCAGCAGACGACACCGCAAGAUGCAGCAGCCCGGCAGCAGCUAUUACACUCAGACGGAGAGCGAACUGUUGCAGCUGGAGGCUGGCGGUGCUGCGCCCUUUCCGUCGCAUCGCAGCGAUCAAACUUUAGCCACCGCCAAAACUAUUCCAGCUGCCUCGCAGCAGCCGGCGAGCAGCAGUCACACAGCAUCGACGGUUACGUGCAAUAAUGUGGAUGCACCAUCAACCGCUAGCAGCAGCGGGACACCGUCGCAUUUUGUGUCGCCGUUGCAGAGACGCCACUGCCAGCCGCCCAAUCAUCUGCCACUGAACUCGGUGGUGGCGACGCCGCUGCGCACCGCCAGCUACAAGACGGCGGCAUCGGCCAGCAGCGUCUAUCAUCAUAGCCACCAUCAGCAGCUGGAUUUUCAGCGCAACUCGCAGUCGGACGAUGACAGUGGCUGUGCACUCGAGGAAUACACUUGGGUGCCACCGGGUCUGCGGCCAGAUCAGGUUCGCUUGUACUUUAGCCAACUACCGGACGACAAAGUGCCCUACGUCAACAGUCCCGGCGAGAAGUAUCGCGUGAAACAAUUGCUGCACCAGCUGCCGCCUCAAGAUAACGAAGUACGCUAUUGCCACUCGCUAAGUGACGAGGAGCGCAAGGAGCUGAGGAUAUUUUCGGCGCAGCGCAAGAGAGAGGCGCUUGGACGUGGCGCGGUGCGGUUGCUGUCCGAUGAAAGGCCCUGCAAGGGGUGCGAGGAGCCACUCUCCGGCGGUGACAUUGUGGUCUUCGCCCAACGCCUGGGCGCCCAGUUGUGCUGGCAUCCCGGCUGCUUUGUCUGCAGUGUUUGCAAGGAGCUCCUCAUGGACUUGAUAUACUUUCAGCGCGAUGGCAAUCUCUACUGUGGUCGCCAUCACGCCGAGACACAAAAGCCGCGCUGCUCCGCUUGCGAUGAGAUAAUCUUUUCGGAUGAGUGCACGGAGGCCGAAGGUCGCACCUGGCACAUGAAGCAUUUUGCCUGCCAGGAGUGCGAACAUCAGCUGGGCGGCCAGCGUUAUAUAAUGCGGGAGGGGAAACCGUACUGUCUGGGCUGCUUUGACACCAUGUUCGCCGAGUAUUGUGACUACUGCGGCGAGGUCAUUGGCGUCGAUCAGGGCCAGAUGAGCCAUGACGGUCAGCACUGGCAUGCGACGGAUCAGUGCUUCUCCUGCUGCACCUGCCGCUGCUCGCUGCUGGGCCGUCCCUUCCUGCCACGCCGUGGCACCAUCUACUGCUCGAUAGCGUGCAGCAAGGGCGAACCGCCGACGCCGUCGGACACGAGCUCUGGGCCGCAGCUGCGUCCGACGCAUCGCGCAUCCACUUCCAGUCAGAUAGCGCGCUCUCCACGGCGCACAGCUGACUCCUCAGGGGCGACGGGACGUGUCGGGGGCGGCAAGAGCCAUGGGCAUGUCACAAGCAAGAGUGCAGCCAGUGCGGGCAGCGCUGGCGAUUUGCUGGAGCGUCAGGAGCGCAAGCGCAUGGAAGCAGCGGGAGUAGCCGAUCUGCUGCUAGGUGGAUGUGUGCCUGGCAUGCCACGCCCCGCCCAUCCACCGCCCAUUGAUCUGACCGAACUGGGUAUCAGUCUGGACAACAUAUGCGCCGGCGACAAGUCAAUCUUUGGCGACACGCAGCUGACCACAUCGAUGCCUGACAUGUUGUUGUCAAAGGCUGAGGAUUCACACAGCUAUCAGAGCAUUGACAAGAUCAAUCUCAAUUCGCCGAGCAACUCGGACAUGACGCAAAGUACCCAGGAGUUGGGCAACGAGUUGGAGCUCGAUAAUGAGUCGGUUCGUGAGAUGGAUCUGCCCCAUGAUGGCUAUGAGCAGCUCUUUGCCGCCAAGCAGCGCAGCAAUCAGCUGGACGAGAAACAGGAACAACUCGACAAUCGUCCGCCGCUGAAAGAGGUGCGCUUCCACAGCGUCCAAGACACCAUGUCGCGUUCCAAGAGUUACACGGACAAUUCCAAUGCACGACGUCGUCGCCGACGUCGGAAUCAGUCACGUAGCUCCUCCGAGAUGCAGAUAAACCAAACGAAUCUGCGACUGCACAACGCCCAGACACAGGCGGGCGGCGGCGGCCCACUGAAUCUGCUGAACAAUCUGGAUAACUGCGAUGUGGCCAGCAUUUGUUCCACCUGCAGUUCCAGUUCCUCCAGCGACAUGGACGAUUAUGUUUACCGUCUGCCCGCACGCAAGCACUAUGGCGGCGUUCGUGUCGCCUAUGUGCCCAAUGAUGCACUCGCCUACGAGCGCAAAAAGAAGCUGGCGCAAACCAGUGAGUCGUCCAAUCCUCUUGGAGCAGCUGCACCGGGCAGCUGCUUAGGUGCCCAGUCUGGCAUGCCGGCGCUUAUGAACGAGAGCAAGAACUGCACGAUAUCAUGACCGCCUCCGAUGUUGCCGCCGCCGCCGCUGAAUCUGAGCAGCUACUACAUACUGGACACCAUUCUGGAGGAGCAGAGCCUUAGUCUGCUGCCCGAGAAGAAGCCCGGGUGCCUGAGGCGUGUCUGGAAUUUCUUUGGCCUAGGCAAACCGCGGUCCUCAAAUGCACAGCGUCUCUAUAACGUCUAGAUUGGGGUUAGGGUAAUGUAAAUAAACAUAUCGUUCAAAAUACAAAUACAAAAUAUUAUUAAUUAUAAUUAAGGCAAAUUGGCAACUUCGAUCGUAUUUAAAAGUGAGCUGGAAAAUACAACUUUUUUUGUACAUUAGACUUCUCUAUAUUUCUAAUUUCAUAUUUUUUAGUUUCCAACUCACAAGUAUCCAAACAAUGUAGUCUAGAACAACGAAACUCUAUUCUUAUCAAAACUUUGUACAAAGUUAACAAGUAUAUCAAGAAUGCAUUUACAUACAUAUAUUAUAUAUUAGUACUUUAUAUACAUAUAUUAGUCUGUUAGUUAUAAAGCUAAGAAUCUGCCAGCCACAAAUCGGAAUAACACAAAAAUACAAUCAACAAACAAUAAAAAUUUGAUACAUGCAUCAACUGACAACAAAAGAAUUCUGUAUAUGUAAAACACAACAAUAAAAUGUUAAUAUACAAUAAUAGAGACGUGAAAGGAGAGCGAAAGUCUUCGGAUAGUAAAUGUGCAAUAACUUAAGUUGUGAAGGAAACUUCCCCCUCCAAAAACACAAUCUACAUAGUUCCAAUUAUAUACAAUUCUUUACAUAAAUUCAUAUAUAUGUGUCUAUAUGCAAAGAGGUUUCUAUUCAGUUUUGUGGUUUCUUUUGCGUUUUGGCAACUUUCAAGAUUCUUUUGUUUUUUAGUUUUAUGUAAUGUUUCAGCUUUCGCCCGAGGGUGAAAGUGAAAGAGUUAUAUAAAACUGAAUGUGUCAAGAAUAUUUGAGAAAGUUUUGUAAUAAUGUAAACGCAAAAAAUUGAGGGCUAGUUCUAAAGUUGAAAUUAUACUUAAUCCUAUAAUAUGAGUACGAAUGGCCGGAACGAAUACAUAUGAUGAGUUUUAA
This is a messenger RNA of Drosophila grimshawi, 4878 nucleotides long. It is a transcript of the gene esn, whose product is annotated as protein espinas. The coding region runs from base 236 to 3805 and encodes 1189 amino acids. Gene Ontology annotation, molecular function: zinc ion binding. NCBI's taxonomy places the organism in Eukaryota, Metazoa, Arthropoda, Insecta, Diptera, Drosophilidae. The record is from RefSeq and is a predicted model, not a curated record. The transcript is spliced from 6 exons.